GUGCAGAGGAACCCAAACAAACCCUUGCCUUUUUGUCUUCACUCUCGCUCUCAGAUCAGGCUCAGCUAGCGGACGAUUUGCAUAUUUGUGAGGUAUGGACAUGAAAUAAGGCAGUUUAACAUCAUUUCUACUACUUACAACUCUCUUUCAGAGCUGUUCUUGUUUUGAGAGGAUUCAGUCAUGAGCGAGAAAGAAAAAGAACCGAUCUUUGGUGCCCCAAAGGGGGCAGAAGAGGGAGCCCCAUCACAAUCGCCCAUGUACUACGAUUCUACGCAGAGCCCUCGUGCUAAAUGUAUCCUGUAUAGUUUUGUUGGGGUCAUCAUCAUCAAUGUUCUUAUCGCACUGAUUUUAUGCUUCUAUCAAGGAGCAAGAACUAAACGAGAUGGUUUCUUGUAUUUCUUGAUGGCUUGCUGUCUGAUCGGUCUCGUAGCAGCUGAAAUCAUUCUAAUACCUAUGUUGAGAAGAGGAGAUUUGGUGAAAGAAAAAUCAUGGUUUCUUUACUUCUUUGGAUUCUGCAUCCUCCUGGAAUCAAUUUUUACAGAUAUUCUGGUAAUGAAAUAGACUCGUACUACAUUCAGAUGACAUAGAUCCCUUUUCUCCUCAAAUUGGCAACUAUGCUUAUUUUUAGACCACUUUCAUUGUUUCAUAGUUCAAAUUGAAAAAAUUAUGGAAAUAGUUUCAUUAUCAAUAAAUUUUUACAGAUAUUCUGGUAAUGAAAUAGACUCCUACUACAUUCAGAUGACAUAGAUCCCUUUUCUCCUCAAAUUGGCAACUAUGCUUAUUUUUUUAGACCACUUUCAUUGUUUCAUAGUUCAAAUUGAAAAAAUUAUGGAAAUAGUUUCAUUAUCAAUAAAUUUUUACAGAUAUUCCGGUAAUGAACUAGACUCCUACUACAUUCAGAUGCCAUAGAUCCAUUUUCUCCUCAAAUUGGCAACUAUGCUUAUUUUUUUAGACGACUUUCAUUGUUUCAUAGUUAAAAUUGAAAAAAUUAUGGAAAUGGUUUCAUUAUCAAUACAUUUUUACAGAUAUUCCGGUAAUGAACUAGACUCGUAGUACAUUCAGAUGGCAUAGAUCCUCUUUUUUCCUCAAAUUGGCAACUAUGCUCAUUUUUUAGACCAUUUUCAUUGUUUCAUAGUAGUAAUGGAAAAAAAUAUGGAAAUGGUUUCAUUAUUUCUAGUAAAAUUUACCUUUCUAAAGAUAUUCCAUGAUGGGGGGUGUUUCACAUAGAUUUAAGUGGCUUGAUGAGUCACACGUAUGCAAAACACAUCACCGCAUUGGUCAGAUCAUGCGCACGGGACGCACACUACCGCGUAUCUAUCAAUCAGAUUGAACAAACAUUAAAUUACAUGUGCGCGUUGGCGUUUAAGCAUAACUCUUAUUUACACAAUUAGGUCUUUGUGAAACACUCCCCCAUAAGUAAUAUGCACAUCAUGAUCAGUAUAAUAAUGAAGUAACUUGUGAUGUCACCCACUCAUUUCUUUUGUAUUUUAUCAUGUGAAUAACAUGGAAUGUUGCAUUUUUUUUCCUUGCUAUGAUGUGAAACAAUUAUAUCAUAUUGGAUGGCUCAGAAUGUUCAGAAUAUUCCAAGUUUGGGAAAAUAUUCCACGAAUCGCAGAUGAUUGGAAUAUUUGCCCUAACGAGUGGAAUAUUUCUGGUAUUUCAUGAAGUAAAACCAUCCAAUAUAAUUAUUAUCAUUUAUACACCCCCCCCCCAAAAAAAAAGAGGGAGAAGUUUGAUUUAAUAAGUCAUAUCACUUAUCACAUUAUGGCAUUGUCACUUUAGGAUCAAUUUUGGUCAUUGACAUGCGACCUACAUGUAGUUCUGUAGUUCAUUAUGAUGUCAUUGAACUUAAUUGUGAUCUACACUGCUCAUCACAUUGCUUUCAUGUUGUACGCGUUGUAUAUUUCACACAUUCGGGCAUGCGCACUAGACUGUUAAAUAUAUGGUCUCGUACUCAACGGUAAAUUUUGUACAGGAACCUAUGGGAUAUUUGUCGGAUUUCGGUCAUUUUAGCGAUAAGCUUUGAUACUGCACAGGCAAUUGAUGCAGACCAAAAUUCGCGUUUUUGAUAUAUGGCUAAAAUGCUCUUUAUAGAUGAAAAUGUUUUAUCUCUCGCUGAACAUGUGUUAUUGCGAUUGUGACAAGUUAUUGUGUUUCAUUGAAGAGCUUCUUUAUGGUUAAUCUGCAAAAUUGAAUAUUUCAUUAUUUCAUAUAAUAAAAUACAAAAGAAAUCAUGGAUGUCUGUUUAUCUGUCUGACGUCGUAUGAUCGCUCAUUUGUUUAUUACCAUGUUGUGCACAUUACUAUGUUUUUAAAACAAAUCAUAGAAAAUUUAAAAGAGUAACUUUUUCUAUUUUAACAUCCAAUUUUAUGAAAUUUUCAGCAUAAUGCUUAGUACUAUAUUUAUUGAAAACAACAUUUUUGCUGUGGUGGUCUUUUCCUUUAAACUGUUGUUUCAGACAUCAGAUAAUUUGAUUGAAAUUUUAUGCAAUUUCAUAAACAAAUUCUAGUACCUCCAAACAUCUGUCAGCUAAUAAAGAACACAUAUGUUUUGUAUUUAAAUAGGCAAUAUUGGUAGACAUGUUGUCAUGGGUAUUGAAUUAUCCCCCCACCCCCCAAAAAACGGUGAAGUUAUUUUUUAUAUUCUUGACAUCACCUUUGUUUUCAUGAUCAUUAACACCAGUAAUUUCCAAUGGGAAAUGCUUGCAAUUGUGGCAGAAUGAUAGUUCACAAAAUCACUGCAAAUUUUUUAAAUUAUUUUUACACAAACGUAGACUGAUGUAAAAAUUGAUUUUUGGUCACAAUUGUCAUUUAAAUGUAAACAUUGUGUAGAGAAAGUGAUCAGGGCUCCAUAACGCAAAGGUUAGUGAUUAAUCGCUAAUUUGAAAGAACAAUUCUGAUUGGUUCCUAGUCAGUCUACUGAGCAAAAUGCGAAUGCAACGAUGAUCUUGAUAGGUCAUUUCAUUUAGCGAUUUAGCCUUUGUGUUACAGGACCCAGGUUAGUGAAAAUCUAUAUUUUGGAAAUGUAGAACAGUGACUAGAAUUGUUUCAAGUUUUAUGAUAAAAUAAUAUUCUCUUGGAACAAGAAAGCUUGUAUGAAAGCAGACAAAUCAAAAGAAUAAUAUCAAUAAAAGUUUGAGCACAAUUGGAACAACAGUAUCAAAGUUAGGAGCAUUUGAAUGUCAAAAUCAUUAUUGCCAUGGAGAAGUUCUUAUUGGCAAUGCGACGAAAGAUUGUGAUGUCGCACACAUACAAAUUUCCUCUUUGUAGAUUGAAAACAUACCCCAAAAUCACACGUUUGCCACAUUGCCAAUAGAAAGAUACCCAUAUCAUUAAUGAUCAAACAUUAAAAUGUUCAUAGCCUUCUUAUCAUUUGUCCAUUGUUUGAAACAUUUGCCGGUCUUAUUCUUUGAGUUUGCGGUUUUCAUACUAGCUAACUUGUUCAAAGAGUUAAUUAUUUUUCUGUAAGGCUUUAAACUGUAGUAGUCUAUGUGAAGUAUUGUAUAUUGAAAACAAUUACUGCAUUGCCUUGAAUGUUCUGGGCACUGGGAUUCCAUUAUUAGAGCAUAUUGUGACAGAAAUUCUCUGGAAAAAGUACAGAGCAAACUACUUCCUCAUUUUUUGUCCAAUGCUCACCAGUAUUGGCACACACAUUUGCCUUGGAGUGACAAUAUGCAAGAGGUAUUUUGUAAAAUGUGUUGGAUACUCCAUUUUCAUGCUGAAGCGUCAUGGUGUAGCGGUUCUGACUCUUGCCUCGCAAUCAGAGGGUCGUGUGUUAAAAUCCCAACACGGCCUAGCAUCCUUUGGCAAGGCGUCAAUCCACAAUUUGCCACUCUCCACCCAGGUGUUAAAUGGGUACACGGUAGAAUGCGAAAGCCUAUGUAGUAUGCCUAGCAAUUGAGUCUUGGAACUCUUGUUGGAAUGCUCCCCAGAGAGUGGAGAAAGGGUACACAUUGUAUGCGGGCAUGCAAGGACCCGAUGGCCGGGGUAAUAGUGUAUCUGUAAAGCUCUUAGAGACAUCAGUCCGAUGUAUUAAGCAUUAUAUAAAAGCGGAAUAUUAUUAUAAUUAUUAUUAUUGUCAUUAAAUUUAAUAAAUUAUAUUUUAUUGGUAUAUGUUCCUGACAUAAGGUAUUAAGACAUGAAUCUACAUGAAAAUCAUUUUCAGUAGUACAUGUACAUUUUUAUUGUUUUUUUCAACUUUCAAAUUUUCAAGUGUUAUCAUUUUGUCCUGACAAACCAAAUGAUUGAUAAUAUUUAUUCUAUUGCUGUAUAAAAUAGAGAAAUAUUGCUGUUAUGAAUUUAUUUAUUCAUGUUUUAUUUUAACAGGGUAGCCCUUUCAGUUAGCAAACUGAUGUACGAAGGGGCCCUGCAUCACAAGAUUGAUAUUGCAACAUAUGCAUAAAAUGUGAAUCUAUUAUAUUUUAAGAUUGUGACUUUUAUAUGAUCAUUUAUAGCAUAGAGGUUCCAUGUAGUUAUUCUCCAUAAUUUUUAUUUUCAUUCUUGCAAAGGAGCACUGUCAAAGCUGACAUUUUUUCAUCUCACGCUGUUCGAGUACCUGCCCAGAUUUUGAAAACCAAUGCUAAGUUUUAUUUGAAAGGAAGGGCAUGUUACGGUGUCCUGAUGUAUUUUUUAUUAUUAUUUCAAUUGGAGAUUCCUGUGCAAUAGAAAGAAAUGCCAUAAUGUAAACAAUUUACAUGUAGUUUCAUAUUGAAUUGGCAGUAUCUUGCUCUAACUCUUUGAUUAUAUUCAGUGGCUCUGCAACCAGUUUGUUUACUUAAGGCAACACCCAUGUUCAUUUUUCCCCGACUAUUGUUAUAUGCCACCGAACCAUGUACACCUGAUUUACUCAGUUCAAACUACUCAUUCAUUAAUCCCUUGUGGUGCCACUUGCCAUGACCAGGCUUUUUCAGAUCGUCUAUGUUAUUGUUUAAAAUGAUGGUAAGAAAUUGAUUUUUAUCCUCUUAUUGUUAAAUGUUAUCAUCGGGUUUGGUCACAAAUAAUUAGCCAUAUGUUUCGUUGGUUAACAUUUUUGUUCGUUUGCUUUUGAUUUGAAUGAGAAAUGGUGAUGUUUUAUGCACUGGGAAUUAUUUUUUCUUGAAUCAUUAAAAAUUGCUAAUACUUUGUA
Molecule: messenger RNA, 5124 nt
Organism: Lytechinus pictus (painted urchin)
Lineage: Eukaryota; Metazoa; Echinodermata; Echinoidea; Temnopleuroida; Toxopneustidae
Exons: 5
Coding region: 181-561 (126 amino acids)
Source: RefSeq, a predicted model, not a curated record